This is a messenger RNA of Medioppia subpectinata, 819 nucleotides long. NCBI's taxonomy places the organism in Eukaryota, Metazoa, Arthropoda, Arachnida, Sarcoptiformes, Oppiidae. The record is from the annotation of a GenBank genome assembly.
GGAUUGAUUGCCUCCAGAAGUAAAAUCAAGUUCUUUAAGCACAACGACGUCGAGGAUCUGCACCGACUCCUCUUAGAACAGGCAGAUAUUGACCGCAAAAAUCCGAAGAAAGCGAAAGUCACGCGUCGUUUCCUCGUUGUCGAAGGCCUUUAUAUCAAUUACGGCGAUAUCUGUCCUCUGCCUCAACUCCUCGAACUGAAGAAGAAAUAUAAGGUUCGGAUGUUUAUCGACGACACGUGCGCUCUGGGAGUGCUCGGCGCUAACGGACGCGGAGUUGUCGAGCACUUUGGCGUCGCUGUCGACGACAUUGACAUGAUUUGUGCCACUUUGGAGAACGCGAUGGCAGCGUAUGGAGGCUUCUGUUGCGGAACCAGUUUUAUUGUGGACCACCAAAGACUCUCAGGACUCGGCUAUUGCUUCUCCGCGUCAUUACCUCCACUACAGGCGGCCGUCGCUCUCACUUCACUCGAGACCAUCGAAAACGACAAUUCCGUGAUCGAGAAGUUGCGCCAAAAUUGUCAAUCCAUGCAUUCAUUACUCAAAGACAUUCCGUAUGUGAAAGUGUUUGGCGAACCGAUAGCACCCAUCAAACACUUGAGAUUCGCUAACAAUACCAAUGAUCAUAAACUUGAGACCAAGAAGUUGGAGAAAGUGGUCCAAAUCGCACAAGAGAGAGGGUAUGCGCUGACAGUGGCCCGAUAUCUCGAUGACAGCGAGCACUUGUUGCCCAAACCGAGUAUUCGCCUCAUUGUGAACGCCAUUCUCAACGACCAAGAAAUGAAAGAAUCGGCUGAAAUGAUCAGUCAAUCAUUUGAAUCU